CAGGGUGCUAAAUUUAUCUUCAGAAGAGCGACCGCGCCAGCCGCGAAUCGGAGCUCUGUGGAGGUGGCAUAGGCGACACCCCUGAACUGAGAGCAUCACCCUGUCCCCGAACCCUUCUUUCCUGUUUUAUUUUUCAUUUCCCUGCCCUCCCUCCUCACCCCAGUCUGCGACGACUGGCUCUUGACCCCGUUCAGGCCUCGGUGAAGGUGAGGACCGGAGCGGCCGCGGCGGCUGAGUGGCGCGCUUGAAAUGGCCGCUGCCUGGAGCUGUCUAAAAUGGCGGCCGCGGGCUCAGCUGGGGACCGCGGCGCUGCUCGGCAGCCCAGCCGCCGUAGACCGUUCUCUCCAUCACUGGUGGAGACGAAGUAGAAAGAUCGUGUUGGGUGCUGAGGCGUGUACCUGUGGUGGUUAGCCGAGGCGGCCGUCCGGGGACGCGCGAGAGGAGCUGUGUAGGCGAGGGUGGGCUCCGACAGGAAGCGCCCCCAGAUGCGGCGGUCUGCGGGCAUCGCCCCCCAGAGACAAGGAGCUGAGGGAUGGCUGUCCUAGGCCACACAUCGAGGUGGCCGUUGCUAGAAGCAUUUAGGUGCUGGAAGGGGUGCCCUACCCGCGUCCCGCCUAGGCUUCCCGAAAGGACUGCGCUCCUCCCCGCCCUCCUGCCCCGAGGGUAUUGUUCGCAGCUGGAAACGCCCGCGGGGGGUGGAGGGAGGGCGCUACCUUUCCGUUUAACCGGAAGAAACAGAAAACGAGGGAGCCGCCGCCCCUCCCUCGCCCCCGCCCCCCUUUCAGGGAGUGAAAUAGAAACUUUGCUCUCUAGGGAGUCCAGACUUUGCCCUCGAGAGCCUGGGGGAAGCACCUCUAAAGAGGUGAGGUUGAGGCCCCCUUUCCUGGAAACAGGCUUCCCGCUCCGCGUGCCCUGGCUGCGCGGGAGGGCGCCUCAUCUUUCAGGCCCACCAGCGGCGCCGGGAAGCGCUCUCGCUAAGUCCCAGUCGGAACUGUGGAGAGGGAAUGCCCUGCAGUUUUGCUCCCGAUAAUGCAGAAGUACGCGUUUCUCCUCCUGUCAGUUUGAGAUCCUCGACUUUCUGGCAGUUGUAACCCGUUUAUCCCUGCACCAUCCGUCUCCUGGUACCAGAUAUUUUAGUGCUUAGGAAAUUGAGUAUUCAGGGACACACAAUAAUGGCUAGGCAUGUGGGCUCUGCAGUCCCACUUUUGGGGUUCUAAGUUCUUCACUUAAAAGGUGUGUUAAUGAAGCACGUGACUUGACUUCUCUGUUGUCUAUUUGUUCAUGUCUCAAGUGGAGUUAUUGAUAAUCCCUGACUCUCAGGUUUGCUUUAAGGGUUAAUUGAGCUCAUCUAUAAGGGAUUUGGCAGUUACUGGCACACUGUAAACAGUGGCCACUCAGUAUGCAUCAGUAACCUUGGGGAUUGGUUAUUGAGGGGACAAAAAUGGUUAUAGCAAAAAGGCAUAUUUCAUGUAACACUUCUAUGUAUCGACUGCUUCGAUUUUAAAUUACUUUCAGUGCUUAGUUUUAGAAACAAUUAAGGUAUGGUUGUACUAUUAAAAGUUAGGCUUAGUUUUUGAAAGUUUUUAAUGUGUUUCGAUGAAGUCAGUGUCAGAACAGUGAAAUUACUAGGGUAUUAAACAGGAUAAAAAUACUAGCAUAUUUACUAUGUUAGGCAUCUUCUGUUUCAGUCCAAGAUCUGCACUGCAGUGAAGAAUCAUUUGCACUACCUGGAUCUAAAAUAAGUUGUAUUGGAUGGUCAACUUAGAGAGUCUUCAUUGCAAGCUGCCAAGGUGGAGAGUGAUUCCAGAAGGGAGUACUCCUCAUUUCAGAAAAGGUGUGCCAUACCUGAGAGCACCAGGAAAUCGCAUGAGAGAUCACCUGAUAGACGAACGUGUGAUGUUCCAUCUGCGCAUUGAUGCAUAGGCAGCAUUUACAAAUUAACUGAUGUGUUGCUAUAUAUCAUCUCUUUGAUGAUUGCUCGUCUUCUAUGUAUCCUGUCUUAUAAUUUCAACAAAUUUGUGAUACUCAAUGUUUAUUCUAAACUAACCAUGUUUUGUACCACAAAUACAUUGCCUAUGGAUCUAUUGCCAAAACAAGGAAGUCUUAAACAAGAAGUAGAAUCAUUUUAUCAAAUUGUCUCUGAAUCAAAUGAUCAAAAAGUUGGAAUAUUACAAAGUGAAGAUGAACAGUUGCAGCCAUCAGUUUCUAAAAAAUCAGAAGAUGAGCUUUCCAGGGUCCAGUUUAUGUCCAAUUCCAACAAAAUAACAUUUAGUAAGAAACCAAAAAGAAGAAAAUAUGAUGAAAGUUAUUUGUCUUUUGGAUUUACUUACUUUGGAAAUAGAGAUGCACCUCAUGCUCAGUGUGUGUUAUGUAAGAAAAUUUUAUCAAAUAGCUCUUUGGCCCCUAGUAAGCUUCGAAGACACUUGGAAACUAAACAUGCUGCAUAUAAAGACAAAGACAUAAGCUUUUUCAAGCAACAUCUUGAUUCACCUGAAAAUAAUAAACCCCCACCACCUAAAAUUGUCAAUACAGAUAAUGAAAGUGCUACAGAGGCAUCAUACAAUGUAAGUUACCAUAUAGCCCUGAGUGGAGAGGCUCAUACUGUUGGAGAAUUACUUAUCAAACCUUGUGCAAAAGAUGUCGUGAUGCGGAUGUUUGAUGAACAAUACAGUAAAAAAAUAGAUGCAGUGCAACUAUCGAACAGUACCAUUGCACGUCGAAUUAAGGAUCUAGCUGCUGAUAUUGAAGAAGAGCUUGUUUGUAGACUGAAAAUUUGUGAUGGGUUUUCACUGCAACUAGAUGAAUCAGCUGAUGUUUCAGGACUUGCCGUGCUGCUUGUGUUUGUUCGUUACCGGUUUAAUAAGUCUAUUGAGGAAGACCUACUCUUAUGUGAAUCUUUGCAAAGUAAUGCUACUGGUAAAGAAAUAUUCAACUGCAUCAACAGUUUUAUGCAGAAACAUGAAAUUGAAUGGGAAAAAUGUGUUGAUGUUUGUAGUGAUGCUUCUAGGGCAAUGGAUGGGAAAAUUGCUGAGGCUGUCACCUUGAUAAAGUAUGUCGCUCCCGAAAGUACCAGUAGUCACUGCCUAUUAUAUAGACAUGCACUAGCAGUUAAAAUAAUGCCUACAUCUCUGAAAAAUGUGUUAGAUCAGGCAGUACAAAUCAUCAAUUACAUUAAAGCUCGACCACAUCAAUCGAGACUACUAAAAAUUUUAUGUGAAGAAAUGGGUGCCCAGCACACAGCACUUCUUCUAAAUACAGAGGUGAGGUGGCUUUCCCGAGGUAAAGUCCUUGUAAGACUUUUUGAGCUUCGUCGAGAACUAUUGGUGUUCAUGGAUUCUGCUUUUCAGCUAUCUGAUUGUUUAACAAAUUUAUCUUGGCUGCUAAGACUUGCAUAUCUUGCAGAUAUUUUUACUAAAUUAAAUGAGGUUAAUCUGUCAAUGCAAGGAAAAAAUGUGACAGUUUUUACAGUAUUUGAUAAAAUGUCAUCAUUGUUAAGAAAAUUGGCAUUUUGGGCCUCAUCUGUAGAAGAAGGAAACUUUGAUUGUUUUCCUACACUCAGUGACUUUUUGACUGAAAUUAAUUCUACAGUUGAUAAAGAUAUUUGCGUUGCCAUUGUUCAGCACCUAAGGGGUUUGCGCUCUACUCUGUUAAAACAUUUUCCGGUAACAAAUGACAAUAAUGCUUGGGUUAGAAAUCCAUUUACAGUUACUGUUAAACCAGCCUCGUUAGUAGCACGGGACUAUGAGAGCUUGAUUGAUUUAACAUCUGAUUCUCAAGUAAAACAAAAUUUCAGUGAACUUUCCCUGAAUGAUUUUUGGAGUAGCCUAAUACAAGAGUACCCAAGCAUUGCAAGGCGUGCAGUUCGUGUACUUCUUCCUUUUGCUACAAUGCACCUGUGUGAAACAGGAUUUUCGUACUAUGCUGCAACAAAAACGAAAUACAGGAAAAGGCUUGAUGCUGCACCUCAUAUGCGGAUCCGACUUAGCAACAUUACACCUAAUAUUAAGCGGAUAUGUGAUAAAAAGACACAAAAACACUGUUCUCAUUAAAAUUGAAGGGUUUUGCAUGUCUCGUGAUAACCAAAUAUAAGAUGAAAAUAAAAGAUGAUUUACUUUAUCUCUGGCA
Miniopterus natalensis is the source of this 4125-nucleotide messenger RNA. It is a transcript of the gene ZBED5, whose product is annotated as zinc finger BED-type containing 5. Lineage: Eukaryota; Metazoa; Chordata; Mammalia; Chiroptera; Miniopteridae. The record is from RefSeq and is a predicted model, not a curated record. Gene Ontology annotation, molecular function: DNA binding.